CUAAACUAAAAUAAGUCGAAGUGGCUUGCUUGCGGCAAGUCGCGACUAUAAACUCGCCAGCCGUCUUGAUAGUGAGCAGUUCAGUCAGAAACAGCUGAUAUGAUAACAACAAUAACAAAAUUAAUUUAAACAGUUUUAUGUUUGUUGUGAAGUGAGUGGUUUUGUGAUUGAUUCAUAUACAUAAAUAUAUACUCGAACAUUGUUUGGAUUGUAAUUCUUUAAAGGUGUGACAAAUCCGCAUGGCCUGCCGUCGCAGCCAGCACCACAAGCAGCAGCAGCUCAGCAGCAAGCAGCAGCAGUGGCAGCCGAGGCCAAGUCAACAUGGUCAAGACGUUCCAGGCCUAUUUGCCGCAAUGCCAUCGCACGUAUUCGUGCAUCCAUUGUCGUGCCCAUUUAGCCAAUCACGACGAACUUAUCUCUAAGUCGUUCCAAGGUAGCCAAGGUCGGGCUUAUCUAUUUAAUUCUGUUGUCAAUGUUGGUUGCGGUCCUGCUGAAGAACGAGUCCUACUAACGGGUCUUCAUGCAGUCGCAGAUAUUUAUUGUGAAUGUUGUAAAACCACCCUAGGUUGGAAAUAUGAACAUGCUUUCGAAUCCAGCCAGAAAUAUAAAGAAGGCAAAUUCAUAAUCGAGCUAGCCCAUAUGAUCAAAGAAAAUGGAUGGGACUGACAAUACUAAAAAACUUCAAAAGUGACCUAUAUCCGAUAUGCCUCCAAAGGCGUCGUUCUUGAAAAAAGACAAACAGACAAUGUCUUAUAGACUAACACUAACGUUGAACAAUAAUUUUUGUUUCUUGGACUGGACCUAAUCGGUCAUUGAUUGCGAUGAACUCGCUAUUUUUAACUGAAUCGAAAAAAAAAUGUGUUUUUCUCUCAUCAUUAGAUAACAGUGGUGCGAUAAGUACGUAUUGAAUGUUGUGAUUAAAAAAAAAUAUGACCGUUGUAACCGCUUUUGAUAGUAAGGCACUCUAUUUCUUCAGUCUCAACAGUCUUCACCUUCUCUCUCCACUUUAGGGAACAAUGUGCAAUGUGCAAUCGUUUAAACUUAAAAAUGAAACCUUGAAGCUCUUUACAAAGCAUUCUGUGUUAGAAAUGGAAACUGUAUCUGUGGUAAUGCAUCUGAGAUAAAAAUAAAAAAUGUAUAAAAAAAAAUUGUAUGCAUCUGUAAAAAGUAUUCCUAUCGCUCAUCAAAAGUCCUACAAUCAUUUGCUGUUUGUUUACAUCGAUUUGACUCGCUUGAACAGACAUUUGUACGAUAAUAAAUGAACUUAUAAAACGAGUCAAAUUAACAGAAUUUCAAUAAAUAUUAAUUCAAAUUUAAAUUUGAUAUAUUUUUUUUUCAGAAUUUUUUUUUUCAACUGUUAAUUAUUAACGUUUCAUAACUGGCACUAAAAAAUAUAAUUUGUGAAUAGGUACAUUGUGCAAUAUUUGACAUUUAUAGGGUUUAAAUUGCUCACAUGGAUGAUACCCUACACAACGGUCCUAUAAUGUAAAUAACUAUUAAUUUUUUUGUAUAAAAAUAAAUAGCCUUUCUUAAUAAAGUACCAAAACUUAAUAUGGCCUGGACCUUUCAGAAAAAAAGUGAUAUAAACGCAAAUAUUUUAAAAAUUUAGAAUACUUAUAUUUUCAUACAUACCCAAAUUAUUAUAAUCAAUAAAACUGAAAAAUAAAACAGACAAAAAUUGCUUAAAUUUGAAUCAAAAUUUAUACAAGGUGGGCCACCGGUAACGCCUCGGUCUGUAGGGUCAAAACUAUUUGAUUUUUUUAAAAUCUGUUUUUAUAGCGAGAUGUAUAUCAGAAAAGGCAACAAUUUAUAAAUAAUUUUAAUUAGGCAGGGUUCUCCAAGAAAGUGAUACAUAUCAGAGUUGGAUUUUUCUAAAUGGAACACCUUGUAUUUUAUUUUAUAUUUGAAUACGCCAUUUUAGUGAUGAUGUAAUUAUGCGUUUUGUUGGUCUUAUUUACUUAUCUAAAUUAUAUCGCUUUUUUAUGUUUAUAAAUAUAUUCAUAAAGUAAGUAGAUAACAUGCAUCAAAUAUACAAUCGUUUAGUUACCAAUUACAUACCUUUAAACUAUUUUUUAUUACCUGCAAAGAAUAUUUAAAAAAAAUCAACACAGUAAAAACUUAUAUAUUGUGGGCUUAGAGCGAAAACUCACUAAGUCAAAAAUUGUAGUUCUGAGGAAAUCAACAAAGAAAAUUUUAGCGUAGAAAUUUGAACGUAAUAUGUUUUUCUUUUAAGUUGUAAGUUUGACCAAGGUAAGAAUAAUGUGCAUAGGCAUUUGUUUAUCGGUUUUACAUUUAAUAAUUAAUUUGAUUUAAUUAUUUUCUAUAAAAAGUAACCAAUUUUAUUAAAAAAUUGACUUAAUGAGUUUGGCUUCAAUAGCUUUAGGGUAAGAAGAUGGACUUAAUGAAUAAAAUUAGCCAGUUAUUUUCAUAAAUUUUUAUUAAGUAAAGUAAAUUAUAGCUCAUCUUUUUCUUCAUCGCUGUCAUUGAAGUCUAGUUCGGGUGCUGGGUCAAUAUUAACAGAUCCACUGACUGGUAGAGACUGAUACCAACCAUGAUAAUCUUCUGGAAUAGUACCCUUCUGGCACAAAUUGAGUAAAUCUGAUUUCUUUUCUUUGUAUAUCGAUAGUAACCUUUUAUAGAGCUUUUCCAGAUUCAUAUCUUGAAAAUUAUUUUCUGGAAUCCUUCUUCUAUUUCCACGAACAUCCAAUCGACUGUAUUCCCCAAAGUAAUCAUACUUGUACUCGAUAAUGUAGAGAGAAUCUUUUUUAAAUCGCAAACAUUUAAUUUUUAGCCAUUGAACUUUCUGUUUGUUGGUAUCACACAAUCUAUUUUUUAUAAUUUUUUUUGCCAGAUGUUGAAAGUGAUAAAAGUCCUUAGUCCUUAAACAUUACCUGUUCAAUAAUAUAUGGGUCCCUUAAUUUAUUUCUAUUCCUUUUGGAUCUUGCCUCUAAAUAUAUUUAGCCAAUCAUGAACUACGUAUACAGCCGAAUUUUUGUUUUGUUUCUCAAUUGCGCUAUGCAUGCAGUCCACCUCCAUGUAAGAGUGUCCACUCUCGAGUCUCGAGAAAUGUAUGCUCAAUGACAUCGAUGUUUGUUGUCAAAUACAGCAUCAAGGCGCACACGUUUUGGUUGCGGUUUUGACCGCCGCAACUAUCAGAAAAAAGCAAUACAUGUUUGACUUCUUCUGAAAGAGUAUGGAACCACUUAAAUAAGCACGUAGCUAUUUCAGAACUGCCCCUUUUUCCAGAAGUAGCAGUAUGCUUUAUUUGGAAAACCUGCCUCGUAGAUAGUAAAGUUAUACAUGUUAAUUUUUCUAGUGUAAUACAUUAAUGAUACAUCAGAACAGGGUAUCUGCAGCACUGAUUGCAGAUCAAAAGUUACAGAUACAAAAUCACGUUCGUUAUUAGCUCUAAUUUUAUCUAGUUCUUUGGCCUUUGCAGCAUCAGUUUUUCUUUUUAUAUGGCUUACGUAGUCUUCAGUCAAAUUUUGAUCUUCUAGCUUCUUUCCAUGUUUGCAACAAAUUUGGCACUGGUCCUUUUUAGGAACAAAGAAGGACAAAUUAAAAUUUGUACAAAAGAUUUUUUUAUACAUAGAUUGAGAAACUGGUUGGCGAUUAUCUUCCAAGCAUUUUUCCUUAUACAAAUAAAACAUUUUGGAAAUAGAUAGUUUAGAGUCUAAGUACAUUUUCUAGUAUUUUUCCGUGUAUAAUGGCUUUCCAUUUUUGGAAAGCUAUUAAUGUGCCACUUUAUAAAUUCUAUAUGUGUUUUCCUCUAUUAUCUUGGCCAGUAAAUGUACGAGAAAUAAUGUUUCUUUGCUUAAAUACUGUUAAAAUGGGUCCGUUGUUAAUGCAAAGCGUUCUCAUAAAAAAAGACUGACAUACCCUAAUUCGGUCGUGAUUUUUUAAAAAAUAGUAAAACAGAUUUUAAUGAUCUGUUAACCACAAAAGAAAAUAUUAAAAAAUGUUUUGCUUUAAAAGGUUUUGGUUUAAAAGUUUAUGCCGAUGUACUACUUUUUCAAUUCAAAACAAAUCUGUACAGGGUGAGUCAAAACUCUCAAUUGACCGCCUAUAUUUUAUAUCGCCAUUUAAAAGUACCUUAAUUAAAGUUUCAUUUGAGUUAAGCGUUCCCUAUAUCUAAAGUUAAUAAUUUUGGGAGAUUUUUAAAUUUUAAUGAGAAAAAAUAAAAUUCACAAAUUAUUUUAAUUUUAACCGGUUACUAGUUAAUAGGAAAUAGACUGUUAGUUAAUUGGUAAUUGGAAUUUAACCAGCUAUAAUUUAUUAUCGACUGAACCAGAUUUUGACAAUACCUAAUGCGACUUUUAGAUUCAGUAGAAAAAUAAAUAAAAAUAGCAACCGAAAUCUCCACAUAAUACCUGCUUUAUUCUAAGUUUAUUAAGUAUUAUUUUGACAGAUUUUCUUAUUUACGACUGAAGGUCAUAUUAAAAAAAUGGCUAGACUUUUUAUAAACAAAUGACGUUAGUAUAAUGAACUGUAUUGGGGCGUCAAAAUCAAUUUUCUAUUAAUCAGUAAUCAGUUAAAAUUGAAAGUAUUUUUUAAAUUCUAUUUUUUCUCAUUAAAAUUUUAAAAUCUCCUAAAAUUAUUAGCUUUAGGUAUAGGGAAUGCUUUUAAUUGGCGAUAUAAAAUACAGGGCGUGACUUAAAAAAAAAUGAGAAAAUGAUAUAUUUGAGUUUUGACUCACCCUAUACAGAUUUGUUUUGAAUAAAAAAAGUAGUGCAUCAACAUAAAAUUCUGACUAAUAUCCAAAACCUUUUAAAGCAAAAAUAUUAGUUUCCAAUCGUUUCUUUUGCAGUUAAUAGGCCAUUGAAACCAAUACAAUUUUCAUAAAAAACUGUAUAAUUUCGUACUAUUUUACAGUGUUAUAAUGGAAAAAGCGAGGGCAACUAAAAUAUAAAAUAAAAUACAGGAUGUCCCAUUUAAAAAAACCUAAAAAUUAUUUUUAUAUUGUUGCCUUUCUGAUAUACAUCUCGCUGUAAAAACAGAUUUUAAAUAAUCAAAUAGUUUUGGUCCUACAUAUUGAGGCGUUACCAAUGGCCCACCCUGUAUAUUUUACGUAAUUUCGUUGAUGAAUUUAUGACGUUUAUCUAUGCGAAUUUAAAUAAAGUAUGCCUCAGUAGUGUCUGUAUUUGUGUGUUGAAAAAAUUACAAUCAAUUAUUAAUUUUGGCUACUGGUAUUUGCCUUUUCAAAUGAAAAAUUGUAAAAAUAUAUCCCCUUGCAUUAGUGUGACGUCAGUGAGCCAAACGAAAGCAUGACAUACAAGCUUUAAGCAUUUUGAUGGUCCAAUAUUUUAACAGGGUGUUCUAUCGAUCAUUUAAAUUUUGCAAUUUGGGUCCUGUUUGCCGAAAGUCUCAAAAUGGCGAAAAUGAAAUAGUUUUUAAUUUCUUGAAAACUUUUAGUCUUAGACAUUGUAAUGGUCUAUAACAAAGCAUCCAUUGAUAUUUUUAAUACUAUUUACAUCGAAACAAUCAAUAAAUGUUUCUACUAAGAAACCAUUCAUUCAUCCGUUUAAUUAGGCAUUCAGAAGAAAAUUGAUAUUACAAAAUUAUUAUUGAGUAUUAUUCUCGCUUAAUUAUUUUUCUAUUUCACUCUUCCUGCAAUACAAUAAGAAAAUGAAAGUAGGCAUUUGUAACAAAAUUUAAAUUCUUAGGAUUUAUAAUUAUUUCUUCGGCCUCCAGUGAUAUCUCGACUGCUAAUUUUGCUCAUUUUGGUACAUAUUUUGUGAUGGUGUCUGUUCUUUCAGUUGAAAGGUACAGAUUUUAUUUCUUUCAGAACUUUUUUCUUUAAAUGUCAGUUCCAACAAAAUUCCAAUACUUCUUUUCGUACAUGCAACAGUUUGCGUACCAAAAAAAUAAAAGUAAUUUAUCUUGAUGGUUUAAUAAAAUUUUCUUCAUCGGUUACUGCGAGACUUAUUAUCUUGACAGAGAGUUCCAAAAAUUGAAAAAUUUUACUGAUUACCCUAUAUAUGGUUUGUAGAUCGUAAAAAAUUGUUUAAAGGUAUCUAUGCAUGUAACUAAAUUUGUAUUGUAAAACUUACAAAGCUUUCAUUUGAAUACAAUAUUGAAAAUAAUAUAAAUUAAUGUAAGUAAACGAUUUUUUUUAAUCAGCCUACUUUACCAUUGUAAGACCUAAAAAUCACUUAAACGGAAAAGUUAAAAACUAUCUAGUGUAUAUGUUACGGUCAAAGAUGAUAUUUCGGUCUUUAACGAUAUUGGCCGGUCAUUUUCGUAAAUCUUUUAUUUUAUUUGGGAUUCUGCUGACGUUAGUGUCCGGUCAAUAUCGUCAAUACCCAAUUUACAACAGUGUCCGUAACAUAUACAAAUCGCACUGAAAACUCAAUUGGUCAACUUUGUUUGGCUCAUAUCUUAUAUCAUCACUAAUGCACAGUAUAAAAGGUACAAAGGAUCACUGGUGGUGCCGAAGACAUUUUUUUGGUACACCUUUCCACAAGGCAAAAUUUUUAGUUUAUUCUUGCCUUGUAGAAAAUUUAAAUACUCUGCUGCAGACGCAUCAGUGGUGAAGCGCUCGAUGAUGGUGUCUUAAAAAAGCCGUUGGAAAAUUAUUAUCAAAUAUUGGAUAGAUAAUUAACUUGAAAUAGGCCUUCAUUGCUCAGGUCGUUAAGCGCUCAACUUCGGAUUUUGCGACUCGGGUUCAAUUCCAAUAAGAGCAAUCUUUUUUAUUUCGGAAAAAAAUUUAAAAAAUACGACUUUUCCUGUUUCUUGAUUUUAAAUACAUUUUAUUUAUCAUAAGCGCUACAGUUAAGCAAUCCGUUAAUCUUCCCACUGUUUAUUUUGUACUUAUUUUGAUAUGGUUCAGAAAUAAAUUCUAAGUAGGUAUCAUUUUUAAUAAUAAAAAAGUUCUUGUUCACACUUGUUCAUUAAACGAGAAAUAUCACUUUUACAUAAUAUGUACAAUAUUUUUCCUACUUAUUAUUCCUAUUUCUUACUUAUUUCAUCAAAAAAAUGCAAAACUGGAAAAAUCUAGCUUUGGAGUUUCAAUGAAGAUGUUGCUGGUUCUAGGUUUGUUUUUUAUAUGCCUUAUUGAUUUUGAAUCAUUUCUGUUUUGCGAAUGGUGUUUUGUCUAAAUUAACAACAUUGUGAUUCCAUUUACAAACAUUUUCAUAGGAUACAGGUAAAAUAAUAUUAGAAUACAAUAAUGUUUUUCAUUAGUUUAUUUUUUUAAAUACAACAAAUAAGAUGGGCAACUGUGAUCAAGAACUUAUUAUUAUUAAAGAUGAUACCUACCUACAAUUUUUUUUGAACCCUUAUCAAAAUAAUACAAAAUAAAUAACGGAAAGAUUAACGGAUUGCCUAACUGUAGGGGUUAUAUAUUGUAAGUAAAAUGUAUUUAAAAUAAAUAAACAAGAAUAGUUAUUUUCCAAAAUAAAAUAAUAAAAAAAGAUUGCUUUUACAGAGAAUUUUAACUCGGGUCGCGAAAUUGAUCGCUUAACAACCAGAGCCAUGAAGACAUAUGUUAAGUUAAUUAUCUAAUCAAAUAUGUGAUAUCAUCAUUUUCCAUGUUCUGCAAGGUAAGAAUGAACGAAAUAUGUGUAAUUUUGUCUUACACAAAUAACACACCAAAAAGUGUCACUACCAUAAUGAUUAAUAAAAGCAACAUUCAUAACUGUUGACAAUUUUAAUGUCAAAUAGUAUAAACAAUAUAAAAACUUCAUAUUUGCCAAAAUUACUCAAAUUUAUUAUUUUUACAAAGUUUUUAAAAUACGACAAUACCAUAAUAAUUUGGUGGCUCUUGUGCAAGAAAUUUUAGGACAUUUAUUUAGCGAUGGGAUAUUCAGUGCUAUGGGCACUCGUCAAAUUAAAGAGACUUUCUGACCGCGGCAAAUCGUUCAUGCUGUGUGUACGUCAAAAAAGAAAAACAAAAAGAACUGACAUUGUAUUGUCACAUAAUUUAUUUUUACUGUUUGUAUCAUUGGUUUUCGAGUUAAAAGGGCUCAAUGAUGCAUGCUGACUCGAGUAAAAAAACGACUAUUCAAUAUUUUUUUUGUGGUUAUGAUCUCACCAAAAAUGUCUACUUGUUAUUUAUGUAUUAAGUCAUUUGUCAGAAAAAUGUAAUUAUUGGGCUUUCUCGACGAAUAUAAAAACUGCAUGGGAUUAACAUAAUACUUUACAUAAAUUUGCGUUGUUUCUAUUGUACCAGUUUAGGUUAUUCACUUAUAUGCUAAUCUGAGCGCAUAUCAAUUAAUUAUUUAGCUGUCUUUAGAAAAACGCAAGUUUUAGAAAUAUGUAAACAACCUUGUAUAUUUUUAUACUACGCUUGACAUCUUUAUCUCAUUGAAAUGGUUACAGAUUUAAAAUCUAUAAACCUCUUAACCUUAAAAAUUCCAACUGAUAAAAGGAUAAACAAUGCAAGUUACGAAUUUAAUAAUUACAUAAAUAAAAACGUUUCCAUCUGAUAUUGGCUUAAAAACUUAACAUCAAUACAAAGUUUUAAACACUGUUAUCACCCGUAAAGAAAGAAUACCAAAAACUUCAUAUUGAUGUGAGGCAUAAAUUUCAUUUUGACCUGUAUUUUUUUUAUUUAGUUUUAUUUCUCUUAUCAGUUUUAUGAUAAGAAUAUUUUCUUUUUAAGUUAAUGAACUUGAGAUAUUGUAUAUUUUUAUCAUAUUGAUGUUAACAAGUAUUGAUUCAAAUAGUAGAAAAGGAAAUACGAUGUAAUUUCACUCUCGAAAAAGGUUCCAGAGGAAUAAUUUGACGUUAGUUUUGACAUAUCUGUCAAAAUGUAUUAUGUAUUGUAACAUUUUGGAAGGAAUUAGUAUUUUUAAAAGAUAAAUGUUUGAGAGUGAAGUUAUACUUAUUUUUGUUGAUAAAUAUUAUUUUAGAAUGUAUUAGCAUGAUCUAUAAUCUCAUGUACAGCCAUUUUGACAUUCAACAAUAAAAGCAUCCAGCAAAUAAUACUAUUGUACAUUUUUUGCUGUAUGUUUUCAAUAAGUUUGUCAAUUUCUUGUAAUAACUGCCUGAUUUUUUAAAUACAUAUUUACAAAUACCCACAGUCAGAAUUGUUUUGCCUAAUAAGAGUUGCAUUAAGUAUAGUAAAAAAAAGUUGAAAAACCUCCAGUGGUGUUCUGGAUAAUAUGCAAAACGUUUUUGAGUGUGUGUAGUUUGUCUAUUUAUCAAUACUUUUAACCUAUAUCAAUAUUUAAUCUAUUGAACUAUUUAGUAAUACUUGGAUGUUCUCCAGAUAAUAAAAUGGUCAAUAAUAUCUGUAAUUAUUGGGAAUUAUAGGAUGAUAAUUUUAUUCCUACUAUUUAGUAUCGAUUAAAUCGGAUGUCCCAUAUUUAAUCACAAAAUUGAAAAACAACAAGUAGUUAUAAAGGAAUCCAACAUUUCCUUAUUGAACAUUGAAUAUGAUAAAUACUCAAUGGUUUUUUAACAGUUCUUAAGGAUAAUAGAACAAAAAAGUCUAAUUAUUAUAGUAAUUUGUUAUGAAGAAAUAACUCAUUUUAAAUUUUAUUAAAAAAACUUCCCAUUAUGUAUGAUGAAAUUUAACAAUUUUUACUUUGUUCUGUGUUUCUUUUCUCUUUUUUAUGAUUGACCUGUAAGUUUGUUAAACUUACUAAAUUUGCAAAAAGAAGCUAAAAACGGACAGAGUACACGUCAGACAAUAUUUUGGGAUACUCCAACUUCAUUAGCAAGUCUUCUAUAUCUUUAGGCUAAUUUCAACAGCUUCGAGUACUUGUUCUUCACCCUCCAAUGUAAGUUGGUUACCUUGUCAUAUCUUUAUCGACAAUACCUAAAAUUUAUAUCUCUUAAAUGAUGGAAACAGGAAGUAUACGAUUUGAACACGAUUAAAGAAUCUGUACUUGACGAGCAGUUUCUCUAGUAGCUUCGAACACUGAAACUAUAUCCGUCCAGCACUACUUUAAGAAUGAGAAUGAAAAGUAACUCUUACAACAUGCACGAACAUUGUGUAACAACGCUAACGGCGGUAUUUAUUGGUUGCCCCUAGAUAGCACAAAUUUGUCUUAAAGACGUCUUUGAGUUUUCUUUUUCUUCUAUUUCCUUUUGAUUUGGUAUUAGUAGCUCCUAAAAAUAAAUUUAGGUAAGACGAAUGAAUGAAUUUCUUAGAAUUUUAAAUUAAUGAAUUUUUAUGAAUAUGUACAGCUUUUAAAUUCAUUCUGUUAAGGGUUGAUUUUAUUAUUGCUAACAAUAACAAAAAUAAUUUAAGACGAGAUGAGCUAUAUUAUGUUUAAUCGCCCACUUUGAUCAGUUUACUUUAACAUCACUCAAAAUGGCUAUCUAAUAGUGAGCUUUUGAUAUUAAUAGUUCUCGAAGUAUCCCUAAAAGCAAAACAAAUCUGAUGACUAGCGAAUAUUUGAAUUAAAGAUAUUAAGAUGUUUACUUGUUAUAUUGCCACGGGCCUUUCGUCCGUGAUGGUGUCACUUUAAAUAGUGACUCUAUGUGCUAUCUGACUUGGAAAAAUAAAAGAGCAACAACAAUUAACAAUUUAUUAAAGAUAAAUAAUAUAUCCAAAAAGUCACAAUACAUAUAACAAAGGGUCUUACCAAGGGCUAAACAUCUAAAGGCGACCAGGGGACGUCACGUCACUUCUUCUAUUGGGAUACGAGACGAUGAUGAGACUCAAACUAAGAGUGCCAUUAUUAUUGACCCAAUCGAUUUUUAAAUUAAUCGAUUAAGGUCACUACUUGUCUAGUCUACUGUUAUAUUUACAUUUAUCGAGAAUGUAGCUAUAAAUUGACUCUAAUGUUUAUUAAAAUAUAUAAAGUAUUGUUAUUAUUUAAUUUAACGAAUGAAUAUUAAAAUAGAAAAUGUAAAUUUUAUAUAUAGGUUGUUAUUUGUUUAGCGCGACAAUAUGUAUAUGAGCAAGUAUUCAUUUAUUACCUGUAUAAAGUAUUCCAGCGCUACAUCGGUAACAGAAACCCCACUAUUCUUCUCUCUCUGGUUUUAGUCCCAUAUUUAAGUAAAAAGAAACUAAACACAAAGGCACAAAAUAGUCCAAUGACACUUUUAGUGGCUAUAAUAAUGAAAGUUUGAUCCGCUUAUACGAAAUAAUAAUAAUAAAAAUAUAAAUAAAAUAAUCAAUAAUCCACAAUAAGCUUGAAUGUAUUAUUAAGUCAAACGUCAAACUACACUUCGUUUGAUUAUACAUUUAUUCAGCUUUUUAAAUAUAUAAAUACAACAAAAAAAGUAAUAUACAAAGUUUAACGUAUAGCCCCAUUAGUUGCCCUCUGGAACCAUUGACCAGUAUCUUCGCCUAAAAUUUGCCUCAAUGUUCUAUUAUGAUUAUGCUAACUAUAGCAUCCCUCACUCCUUGUUUGAAUGGCAUAAUUAAGGGGUUCUGGUGGUAUUGAAUCGGCAAUUCUCAGUGUUAAAGAGAUUUGUCUUGUCUUAGUUUCGGUUAUUGUCCCCUGAAAAAGCUAGAAAAAACAGGAUUCUUCUUCUUUUCCAAUAAAAUGUAGAUUUUGUCCUGUAACAAAGCCUACACAGAACACGAGGCGAGAUAACCUUAGCAGUUAAAGCCGAUGACACACAAAAAAAAAACAAAGAAAUAAAGUCAUUUCAUUGCCUAGUUUGUCAUUAUUUGACGUUUUGAGUGCUAUGCUAGAGCUGCAAUUGAUUGUGUCAUUUAAAUAUUUUAUUUCGAAGAAAAUAUUGUUUAAAAAAAUACUUAUAUAUUUUUCAUAAAUUGGCAAGACUUGGCGACUACUAUUUCGAAUAAAAAUAGCGUCCAAGAUGGAAGGCUAUGUCACAACCCAGCUAUUGUUUGACAUAUCGUUGGAAUACCUAAUAAAUAAUCAAUGGUGUGUGACCUUUCAGAUGUUCUUAAAUAUCUGCAAAUACUUCACCAUGAUAACGCUUCAUCUCACACAACAAUAUUAAUGGUUGAUUUUUUGAAGGAUAGUUAUUAAAAGAGAACAUCCACCUCGCUGGAUUUGGCUAGGUGUGACGUUGUUUGAGAACUGAUCUUCAGAUGCCUGGUCAGAUACAUUUAAAAAGUGGAAAUAUCGGCUUUAUCCUUUAAUAAUCUAUUGAUCUUGUAAGGGAUUAUUUAUUGCAAUUUUCGUUAUGUUAAAACAAACUGUUGAUUUUAGGACACAACUAUAUCAGACUAUUCUGUUCUAUUUUGCCAGCAAAAUACUUGACUAAUCCGAAUAUUAUCUCUGCCACUGUAUAUCUAGUAUGUGUAAAUUGCUGAUGGAUAAACUUAAAUGAAUAUCUAAUAGAGUUAGGCGAUAUUAACAGACUAUUUAAUUGAACGAAUUCAAGAAUAAAUUACAGAAUCUUAGGAGUGAUAAGGAACGAAAGAAUUUUUUUUUUUAAAUCCGCUCAGAGCAAGGAUCGAACCUGCGCACUUUGAUGAGUUGUCGUUUUAUCGGCAUAACCAUUAGACCACCGGAGCAUUAUACAUCCAACGACGUAAUUGUUAAUAUGAUGCAGAUUUUUUCAAAACAAUUUUCCAUAUUUUCUUUAGUUUGUUAUCACUUCUCUAAUUCUGGAAUUUUUUCCUGAAUUGUUUCACUUGACUUUGUUUCGGCCAUUAAACCGAUAAAAUUUCUUGCGAUAAAUUUUUCAGUCUAUCUUCAUUUCGUGUUAUUUAAUUACUAAUAUACCGGUUUCAUAAACGUUUGGAAUAUGGAAUAUGAUUUGAGGAAACAUAACCUCAUUUAUUUAAGUUUUAUUAAUCACAGUGUGUUUGAAAAAUCACGAUAUCGCUCAACGCUACUUUUUCUCUGAAUUGACGUUUCCAUCUUUAAGGAUACACAUGUAGGUAAAUAUUUAAAGAUGACUUGUGAAUACUGAUGUUAAUGUUAAAUUUUUUAAUAAAAAACUUAUAUUUUUAAAUCAUUAAUGCAGACAAAAAUGACCAAAAAUGUUGACAGUUUAAAAAUGUACCAAAAAAUAUAUGCUGUCCGUUGCUCUAGCACAUCUUAUAAUAAAAAAUUACAAAAAUGUGUACAUAAAAUAAUAAUCUGCAAUAUUUGAAGGAUGUUUUGUGAUUUUGAAUGGGACAUGCGGUAUAUACUAUUUUAAUUUUGUGAUAGUUUAUUUGUGAUAUAUUCUUUUUAGUAAAAAAAAUUGCAUAUUAAUAAAUAGCUCAACUUGACAAGUCAUAUUUUGUUGUACAAAAAUGAUUUUGUGCAUAACAAAAGAAGAGAUGGACAAAAAUAUAUUUUGAAAUAGAUGAAAAAUAAGAGGCAAAAUUAUAUUUUUCUACUAAUGAACUGAGAAUGUUAAGUCAGGAAAGAGCUUUUGUUGGGUUUUAAGCUAGAACCAUUUAUUUUUAUUAUCAAAUAAAAAGUAUGCAGUUUUAUGUUUACUUUUUCUAUAUGCUACUAAUUUGAGGAUCUGGAAUCUUAUGCGUCAAAUUUCUGCAAUGAUAUUUAGUCUUUGACUAAACAUUCUUUCUUGUAUAAUUUUGAUUCAUAAUUUUCUAAGAUUCCACAUAACGAAACAUAAUAUGCAAUUUAUCAAAAUAUUAAGUUUUUAGUUUGGAUAUACCUAUUACUAUUGUAAGACAAGAUUUACUUUUAACUAUGAAAACCAACUUUAGUAAGUAAGAUCAUGCGGUCAAACACAUCGUUCUUCAUUCAUACUGCCAGUAGAUUUUAGACAUUUGUCGUAUCUGUCAUCUAUCAGUGUCAUUUGACUUGCCAUCCUGUAACGUAAAGCUUACUUUGUAGAUUUUUCAUCUAUGUGUAAUAUUAGAAUAUUGUUAUAAUUUUCAAGAAUAGCUAUAAUUUUUAGGUCUUUUUAAAAUAAAUUAGAGUUUAUAAAAUUUUGUUUUUUGUACUUUUAUAUUAACAUUCAUAUAAUGGAACUAAUUUUAAGAGUAUUCAGACAUCAUCGUCCAAAAAUUAACAAAUGUUUAUUCAUUAUGCCUACUUUAGGCUAAAUCAUUAAGGCAGAUAAACGUGACUCCUAAUUCUGAUCUUCUAGCCUAAUUAUGUAUUUGUUAAUUUAUUAAAUUUGGAUAUAUCUUCUUUCAAAAGAACUCAAAAUUAUAAAUUAAAGUCAAGAUCUUUUGAUAGUUAGAAUUUACUGCUAUUUUCAACGACAAGCAGCAAUUUUAUAAAGCUGGAAUAAAUAGUAUUUGAAAAUGCACAUAAAAGAUUUAAACCAUUGUAUGAAUACUCUUGAAGUUGUUUCUUGCAUCUCUCCUUAGAAUAUUUUAAUUUUGUUUUAAAAAGUGAAGUUAAAGUGACAGAAGUGGUGCAGGGUUAUUAAUGUCUGUAUCACUUUCACAGUGUAGACAUCGCUCAUGUACUCUGAUGACUCAAGGUUUAACGAAUUUGGCGCGUCAUUAAUAGCUCAACUCUACAUUUUUUAUGGAUGGCAGCUAGUCAACUGAUAAUCAUUGAAACAUAUUCAUGAUAAAAUAUUUUGUAUUGAUUUCAGUUUUUAGGUAAAUAAGUAGAUUUAUAGCUACCCCACGUUAAUGGAUUGUAUUUAUUAAUGA
Psylliodes chrysocephalus is the source of this 14449-nucleotide messenger RNA. NCBI's taxonomy places the organism in Eukaryota, Metazoa, Arthropoda, Insecta, Coleoptera, Chrysomelidae. The record is from the annotation of a GenBank genome assembly.